Molecule: messenger RNA, 1725 nt
Organism: Scomber japonicus (chub mackerel)
Lineage: Eukaryota; Metazoa; Chordata; Actinopteri; Scombriformes; Scombridae
Product: leucine-rich repeat-containing protein 52-like
Exons: 2
Coding region: 498-1466 (322 amino acids)
Cellular component (GO): voltage-gated potassium channel complex
Molecular function (GO): transmembrane transporter binding; potassium channel activator activity; voltage-gated potassium channel activity
Source: RefSeq, a predicted model, not a curated record
CCACUCUCGCUCCUGCUCACUCCAAAGCAUGAGAUCACUCCACAACGCGCUCCCCCCACCCCCACCCACGCCGCGCCGUUAAGUGCCCCCCUCCUCAUUUGAAUUCAGUUACGGAAAGCAAGAGGAUGGCAAGCAUGUAGUGGAACAGCUGACCGUGAUCACCAGGAGCAGCGCAACACGAGGACGCAUUGUGAGGUUUUACAAUGUGUGAAUAGCUGUGUUGUGAUAGAAGGAACCAGAUGAUUCAGUGAAAUCUAAAACAACACGAAGGUUUCUGGCUGUCAAAUUCAGCACAGUGGCUGCGCGCCGGAUCCAGCAGACAGGAUGAACUGAGACAUUACGCGCAAGAGGCUGCCGCGGGCAAGCGUCAGUUUUGACCUUUGUGGGAAAUAAUAAUAAUCAUUCUGGGACAAACAACUCGCUGAGCAUGUAUCAAUGAAGAAUGUGACUGCGUAUAACUGUCUCCAAACGGGGUUGAUGAAGCCCUUGGCGGUGUCAUGCGUCUUGCCCCGCAGCCAAGUGCGCAACCCUUGCGGCUGAUAGUUCUGCUCAUCUUCACCACGGGGGUGACCACAUCCCCGGUGCUUUCCUCGGGCUGCCCGGACAGGUGUGUGUGUGAUGACCAGCUGGUAGUUCAAUGCGCUGGGCAGCACCUGACCACCUUCCCGGUCAACUUGCCGCUGGCCACACGGCAGCUCAUCAUCUCCAACAACCGUAUCGUGGAGCUGCCGCCGCUCGCGCUCAACUACCUUUCAGAUCUGGUUUAUCUGGAUUGCAGCAACAAUUCACUGACGGAGAUAUCCGAGUCCACGUUUGGGAAUCUACGCAAGCUGGCCUACCUGGACCUCUCCUUCAACACCUUGGCCCGGAUAGAGGACCGGACAUUCGGCCCCUUGGCGAGCUUGGUGAUGCUGAGGAUGACAGACAAUCCGAGGCUCUCGGAGAUUCACCCGGACGCCUUUGCAGAAAACGCGGCCCUUCAGGUGUUGGAUGUGAGCCGCAACAACUUGACAGUCCUCAAUAUCACCUCCCUGAUUGCGCUUCCCGCUCUGCGCUCCGUCGGGCUCAGCGGGAACCCCUGGAGCUGCGAGUGCGACAACGAGGACCUCUGCCUAUGGGUGCACCUGGAGGGCUUCAAAUUUCAAGAUGAGGGUCAGACGGUGUGUGGCUCACCAGCUGACAUGCAGGGCCGUCGUCUCGGUGAGGUGGGGAUCCAGCUACGGACGUUAUGCCACCAGACUCUGGGCUCCUGGGACUACCUUUUCUUUAUCAUCAUCGGCUUUGUUAUCUUUGCUGCCGGCACCGUGUCAGCCUGGGUCAUGGGUGUCAUCAUGGUGCUCUACGAGCGUUACAUCAAGAAGAAAGACGAGCAGCUGGAACCCGAGGAUGAGGAGGAGACCACCGAGACAGGACGUCCCUCACGGGCCAGGAGUAACGGGAAUUUAAAAAACUCACAUACUGUUUAAAAUAUUAACUCCCCCACCUUGCCCUCCAUGGAUUCCCACAGUGCCUCCUGUCCACUUCCAGGACUGUCUGUGAAGUCUAAUGUAACUCCAGUGAAAUGGAGUCUGUUUAACAGGCUCAGCUGUGAAAGACUAACAGAGUGGAUUCAUCAGAGAGGAGGAAUGUCAUUCUCUAUUCGCAGGCUUUCAGAUGAUGUGACACACUCUGGCUGCCAUAGUGGAGGUCCUGUGCCCUUGACCCUUGACCCCUGUAUUACUUUGC